This is a messenger RNA of Hemisphaericaspora subhashii, 1014 nucleotides long. It is a transcript of the gene MDH1, whose product is annotated as malate dehydrogenase. Bases 1 to 1014 code for a protein of 337 amino acids. The transcript has a single exon. Lineage: Eukaryota; Fungi; Ascomycota; Pichiomycetes; Serinales; Debaryomycetaceae. Gene Ontology annotation, molecular function: L-malate dehydrogenase (NAD+) activity. Gene Ontology annotation, biological process: tricarboxylic acid cycle; malate metabolic process. The record is from RefSeq and is a predicted model, not a curated record. Gene Ontology annotation, cellular component: cytoplasm.
AUGGUUAAAGUAGCUGUCUUAGGUGCCGCCGGUGGUAUUGGUCAACCAUUAUCCCUUUUAUUAAAACUUAAUCCUCAAGUUUCUGAAUUGUCCCUUUUUGAUGUUGUCAAUGUUCCAGGGGUUGGUGCUGAUUUAUCUCACAUCAAUUCUGAUUCUACCACCAAAUCUUACUUACCUGUUGACAAGGAAGACAAGACCGCUUUAGCUAAUGCUUUAUCUGGUUCUGAUAUUGUCAUUAUCCCAGCUGGUGUUCCAAGAAAACCGGGUAUGACUAGAGAUGAUUUAUUCAACAUCAAUGCUUCUAUUGUCAAGGGUUUAGCUGAAGGUAUUGCUGCCAACUGUCCAAAGGCUUUUGUUUUGAUCAUUUCUAACCCAGUUAACUCUACUGUUCCAAUUGUUGCUGAAACCUUGAAACAAAAGGGUGUUUAUGACCCAGCUAAAGUCUUUGGUGUUACCACUUUAGAUAUUGUUAGAGCUAACACUUUUAUUGCUCAAUUAUACCCAGGUGAAACCAAACCAACUGAUUUCAAUGUUAGAGUCAUUGGUGGUCAUUCUGGUGAAACCAUUGUUCCAUUAUAUUCUUUAGGUGAAACUAAAUCUUAUUAUGGAAAAUUAUCUGCUGAACAGCAAGCUGAAUUAAUCAAGAGAGUUCAAUUCGGUGGUGAUGAAGUUGUUCAAGCUAAGAAUGGUGCUGGUUCCGCCACCUUAUCUAUGGCUUAUGCUGGUUACAGAUUAGCUGAAUCUAUCUUAAAGGCUGUCAGUGGUGCUGAAGAUAUUGUUGAAUGUACUUUCUUAAACUUAGUUGAUGAAAUCAAGGGUGCCAAGGAAGCUAAGGCUUUAGUCAAUGGUUUAGAUUUCUUCUCUUUACCAGUUAAGUUGAGUAAGAAUGGUAUUGCCGAAGUUCAAUAUGAUAUCUUAAACCAAAUUUCCGAAUCUGAAAAGAAAUUAUUGGGUGUUUGUAUUGAUCAAUUACAAAAGAACAUUGAAAAGGGUGUCACUUUUGCUUCUAAGUAA